Planococcus citri (citrus mealybug) is the source of this 1741-nucleotide messenger RNA. RefSeq names its product maltase 1-like. Lineage: Eukaryota; Metazoa; Arthropoda; Insecta; Hemiptera; Pseudococcidae. Bases 574 to 1362 code for a protein of 262 amino acids. Gene Ontology annotation, biological process: carbohydrate metabolic process. The transcript has 4 exons. The record is from RefSeq and is a predicted model, not a curated record.
AGGAGUAACAGGAUUUCGAAUCGAUGCACCGACUUGUUUCAUGGAAGAUCCUCAACUCCGAGAUAAUGCCGAAGUGGGUCCAGAUGCGACAGUUUUCAAUGUAUUCGAUAUGUGCGAACAGACUUUCAAUCAUCCUGAUACAUUUAAAUUUGUCAACGAGUUGAAUUUGUUUUUACGACAAUACGAUCGAAAAAGUGGAAAACAAACUCAAACGUACGUAUUUAUUUUUUCCCCCUUUUGUGUCUGGGGUUUGAUUAUUCGUGAAAUUUACCUCAAUUUAUUUAUUUAUUUAUUUAUUUAUUUAUUUUUCAAAAUCAGCCUUUUUACAGUUUUAGGGUAAAAAAAUGAGUUUGUUGAAAAAUGAGUUUUCAGGCUAUCUUCAAUUUCUUCAAAAUUUUAUGACUCGAGCACAAAUCUGACGAAUCUCUUCUCAAGAAAAUUUAAAUUUUGUAAAUUCAUGGGCCAAUUUAGCUUUUAGUUCGCGAAAAAAGAUUAAAAAUUACCUAAGAUUGAUAUUUCAUCCAUCCCAACAGGCCACUGAUCGGAGAAACCUACGGAGUGAUUUCCAACGUAAUGAAAUAUUACGGAACAAAAAGCUUCCCAGUGUUCCAUUUACCAUUCAAUUUUCUCCUCACAACUCUAACCACGUAUCUGGACGCCAAAGAACUUCACGAUUUCCUCCACACUUGGCUGGAUGCAGUACCCAAAGGCAUGCCUUCCAAUUGGGCUCUUGGCAAUCACGACUAUGGCAGAAUCGUACGAAACUUGGACACAGAAUACAAUUUCAUCUUAUUAGCCCUGGUUUCCAUGCUACCCGGAACAGCAACAUUAUACUAUGGAGAAGAACUCAGCUUAGGAGCAAAUCACCUGGUCCCCAUUAAGGAUCCUUACGAUAGGUUUUUCCAUCGAUCACCGAUGCAGUGGGAUGACACCAGAGAUGCUGGUUUCACUUCUGGUGAAAAACCUUGGCUACCAGUUCACCCGAAUUACUGGCGUGUCAAUGUUCAAACUCAAAAGGCUCAAGAAAACAGCACCUUGAACUAUUUCAAAGAUCUAAUGUCGCUUCGAAAAACAGAUAUCGCCAAAUAUGGCACUUUGAAAUUUUACAUCGUAUCGAAAUGGGUGCUUGGUAUAUGUAGAACCUACAAAGGAGCCAGUUACAUUACCAUAAUGAAUUUGGGAACCGAGACUCAACCUUUAGAUUUGCACGCUGAUAUGAAUAAUCUGUCCGAAUACCUGACUGUGGUAGCCUCGAGUCCUAAUUCUGGGUAUAAGAAAGGCUUCAAGUUGAAAACGAUGCCUAACUAUCCGUUAACAUCAGUUCUCAGACCACAUUCUGUAAUUAUAUUGAGUACAAAAUGAGUUAUCUCACGGAAUGACCAAGUCUUCACAUUAUACCAAUCAUAAAUUACUCGUCUUCAUCGAUGAGCACGUCUUCAUUUUGACAAACAACAACCAACUUCGUUCGUUAGCAUACCUAAUAAAAAGUAUAAUCCAAACAGUCGCGGAGUAGAUUACAAAAUAACAAAAUUUUCAAGGAUAUAAUACAAUAAGUUGAAUUCCCUCUUCCUUCCUUCCUUCAGCUCAGACCGAAGGAAUUAUUCAUUUUAUUAAAUUUUAUCAAUUUACUUAUUGCAACAUAUUUUAAUUCUAAUGUUUAUCAGAUUUUAAAAAAAAUAAAUUUUGUAAGCUAAAUGUUUUUAAAAUAUAAAGUAAGUACAAAAUUUCCAAAAAUUCUUAU